AUGGCGCAGGCGGGGGACGCGAUCUUCUUGUUGGUUGAAGGCGUGCUCAUCGUGUCCUUCUUCGUAUCCUGCAUCUGCAGCGCAUGUUUACGGAGACAGCAGCGCGCGAACGAGCAGGGGCAUCCGAGGGCUCCGGUGGUGGCGGCGCCGCCGCCGCCGCUGCCGCGUUACCAGGGCGACGAGCGGCUGAGUGCCCCGGUAGUGCUGGCGCACUUCCCGUACGCGGCGCGGGCCAGGGCGGCAUCGGAGCCGCCGCCGGUGUGCGCCAUCUGCCUGGACGAGCUCCGGCAGGGCCAGCUGUGCAGCGAGGUGCCGGCGUGCCGGCACAUCUUCCACGAGGGGUGUAUCCGCGUGUGGGCGAAGAAGAAGAACAGCUGCCCGCUGUGCAGGGCCAGGGUCGUGCUGCCGCGAGCGGCGUACGGGGUAGCGUCCGCCGAUGACAUGGUGUAG
Setaria italica (foxtail millet) is the source of this 450-nucleotide messenger RNA. RefSeq names its product E3 ubiquitin-protein ligase RNF181. NCBI's taxonomy places the organism in Eukaryota, Viridiplantae, Streptophyta, Magnoliopsida, Poales, Poaceae. The record is from RefSeq and is a predicted model, not a curated record. The coding region runs from base 1 to 450 and encodes 149 amino acids. The transcript has a single exon.